Eutrema salsugineum is the source of this 1981-nucleotide messenger RNA. RefSeq names its product outer envelope protein 80, chloroplastic. The transcript has 10 exons. Gene Ontology annotation, biological process: embryo development ending in seed dormancy; chloroplast organization. The record is from RefSeq and is a predicted model, not a curated record. Lineage: Eukaryota; Viridiplantae; Streptophyta; Magnoliopsida; Brassicales; Brassicaceae. Bases 489 to 1760 code for a protein of 423 amino acids. Gene Ontology annotation, cellular component: outer membrane.
CAAAUCCUUUACCCCCUCUCCUCUGCAAUUCACUCCCGAAGAGGAAAAAAAGACGAAAAAUAGGAAACAAAGAUUCCUCCUUUUCUUCUGCGAUUUGCUUUGUUUAAUGCCAGUUCUUGUCUUUGGUUCUCUUCAUGUUUGAUCUUUCUCUUACACCAUCGCCAUGGGAGCUCAGAAGAGCAUCCACGCUGGCAGAGGUUCCACUUUUGUGUUCUAAAACCCAUCUCUUCCUCUCCUUCUAUUCUAGAUUAUCAACAUUUUUUGUUUUGGAUCAGUACUAAUGUGAUUAAUGUUGGAAAAAUGGUAAAAUUCUGGAAUUUGAUUGUGGAUUUGAUGGCUGAUUGUUAUACUAAUUGUUAAGUUCGUUUGGAGGGCUAAAAUAGGAUUUUAUUGUUUCCAUGUUUCUUCAUUUCCCAUUAUAGAUAUGAUUAUGUGUUAUGGUUGUUCUUAUGUAUCUGUAAUAAUUGGUGAAUUAAAAUGGUGUACGAAUGAUGAUAAAUUGGUUGUUUGUUUGUAAAGGAAAACACUUUCGAAUUCUUUUUGUUACAAACCAUACUGUGGGAUGGGUCUUGCUUUUGAUAGUGAAGAUUAAGAUGGGAUUGCUUAAGAAGACCUUUGAAAGUAUAAAAUUUGUAUAUUUUGUUCGUAUAUCUGUUAAUUUCAUGAGGGUGGUGGGUUGUGAAUUUUCUUAUUUUUUUAUUGCAGCCAAGAUUGAUGUUAAUGUGGAUUUCACUCAUAAGCUUUGUACUUCUCUAAUGUUUCCUGCUUUCAGGGACACUUGCAGUCCUCUUUCUCUAGUGAUUGGCAGCCUCUGUAUCAAACAUCCGAAUUUGUUCGGAGGAAGCGAGAAGCUUGAUGUAUCGUGGGAUAAAGGGUUGUAUGAUUCCAAUGUACUGGUGGCUUUUAGGAGACCUAGACCUGAAUGGCGUCCGCAACAGUGCUUCUUCAUACAGCAUUCUCUUUCACCUGAGAUAGGGGUCCAUGGAACUCCAAUUGACAAUUUUUCCCGGUCAGGAAGCGGAGGUGUAAACCUGUCUAAAUUGGCAGUUGGCUUAGACUUGAGUGAGCCAGCAAGUUCAAAAUGGAGCAGCACAACCAGCGUUAAAUUUGAGCAUGUGCGUCCUUUAAACGAUGAAGGACGCUCGAUAACGAGAGAUCUGGAUGGAUUUCCUACAACAUGCAGUGGAAAUACGCAUGACAGUAUGGUAGUUUUAAAGCAAGAAUCCCGGUUUGCAAAGGCUAACGACCAGGGUCUUUCUCAUUUCAGCAUGCAAAUAGAACAAGGUAUUCCUGUUGUGUCCAAGUGGCUUAUCUUCAACCGUUUUAAAUUUGUUGCAUCAAAAGGUGUCAGAUUGGGACCGGCUUUUCUCUUAGCAAGCCUGACAGGUGGUUCAAUUGUAGGAGACAUGGCUCCUUAUCAAGCAUUUGCUAUUGGUGGGCUAGGCAGUGUUCGUGGGUAUGGUGAGGGAGCUGUUGGAUCCGGACGGUCAUGCCUCGUUGCAAAUACAGAAUUGGCCUUGCCUUUGAACAAGAUGACAGAAGGGACAAUCUUCUUGGAUUGUGGAACAGACCUAGGCUCAAGCCGUCUUGUCCCCGGAAACCCGUCGCUCAGACAGGGGAAACCAGGGUUUGGGUAUGGAUUCGGGUAUGGACUACGGUUCAAGUCUCCGUUGGGUCACCUUCAGGUUGAUUAUGCCAUAAAUGCUUUUAACCAGAAGACUCUUUACUUUGGUGUUACCAACCUUGCUUCAUCAACAUAGCCAAAAUAGAAUAAAGCAAUCAAGAGAAAAGCACAUAUUUGAUUCAGUGUCUUGAUUCACGGAUAUAUUUGUGUUUGCGGUGAGACCAGAAACGGCACAAGCUGAAGCAAAAAUUAACCAAUCAGUCGCUGUACAUCAAAUCAAAAAUUUAAAUGAUUGGUUAGUCUCUAAGUCUCUAACAAAUAAUUAAUAUUAACUAGUCAAAGAUUAACAAAAAGUUA